This is a messenger RNA of Macrosiphum euphorbiae (potato aphid), 276 nucleotides long. NCBI's taxonomy places the organism in Eukaryota, Metazoa, Arthropoda, Insecta, Hemiptera, Aphididae. The record is from the annotation of a GenBank genome assembly.
AUGUUUUUAAACUUCAAAAGUAAGUACUGUCGGCAUUUAACCUCCGAAACCAUACAGAGUACGGCCUUGUCGUUUGAGAGCGUACACGACGUCCAUGGCGGUGACGGUCUUCCUCUUGGCGUGCUCGGUGUACGUGACUGCGUCACGGAUCACGUUUUCCAGGAAUACCUUCAGGACUCCACGGGUCUCUUCGUAGAUCAAACCGGAAAUACGUUUGACACCGCCUCGGCGGGCCAACCGACGGAUGGCGGGCUUGGUGAUUCCCUGGAUGUGUAA